GUUCACCCCCUCGAAAUCAAACCAUCUGCUAUCGUCAAACGUAGUCGUGCGAAAGCUAAGAAAUAACAUUAUCAAGCUGCAUUAAAAAUGCCGUGUGGCAGAAACUUUAGGCGGAGAAAGGACUCGUCAGAUGUAGAGGAGGAUGAGACAACCGAAGAAGUCAGAUCUAAAGUGGAGGAGGCUAAAGAGCUUCAGAGUUUACGGAAACGACAGACCGGAGUCAGUGUGACAGCCCUGUUGGUCGGGGAGAAACUGCCACCAGAGGCUGAAAUUGAUAAUGAUCCUUUUAAACUGAAGACUGGGGGCGUUGUAGACAUGAAGAAAGUCAAAGACAGGAAUAGGGACAUGACUGAAGAGGAGACGGAUCUGAACCUGGGCACCUCCUUUUCUGCUGAAACUAACAGAAGAGACGAGGAUGCGGACAUGAUGAAAUACAUUGAAACAGAGCUGAAGAAGAAGAAGGGCUUAGUGGAGGCCGAGGAACAGAAAGUUAAGGUGAAGAAUGCAGAGGAUCACCUGUAUGAGCUGCCUGAGAGCAUCCGAGUGAAUUCUGCCAAGAAGACAGAGGAGAUGUUGUCCAAUCAGAUGCUGAGCGGGAUCCCUGAAGUCGAUCUUGGUAUUGAUGCAAAGAUAAAGAACAUUAUCCAGACAGAGGAUGCAAAAGCCAAGCUUCUGGCAGAACAGAGGAACAAGAAAAAAGACCAUGGCACAUCUUUUGUACCCACCAACAUCGCUGUUAACUACGUCCAACACAACCGCUUCUAUCAUGAGGAUGUGAACGCACCACAGAGGCACCACAGACACAGAGAGGAGCCCAAGGCCAGGCCACUGCGUGUGGGAGACACUGAGAAACCAGGUCCAGAGGCUUCGUCACCACCAAACUACCGCAAACGUCCAAACAACGAAAAAGCCACAGAUGACUACCAUUAUGAGAAGUUCAAGAAGAUGAACCGACGAUAUUGAGGAGCUGGAUACUUUUUUUAAGAAUGAGUUACUCAUGAGGAUUGAAGACUCCAGCUGAGCCACGAAGAUUUGCAGACUGCUUCUCCUACAGCUAUUGAUUGGAGGAAUACCAAGACCCUUCAGUGUAGUAUUUUGUACAUAUUUUAAAAAGCUCCUUGUGGUUUUCUGUAUACAGAACAUUUUCUCUGUGGUGCGUUCUUCAUCAUUGAGGAAACCAUGUGGCUUUUAUGGCUCAGGAUUGUCUGAUAACCAAGGACCAGUCAAGGAAUACACAAAUAUAUUAAAGGGACAGUUCUUCCCAGAAAUCAAAAACACAUUUUCCUCUCACCUUUAGUGCUGUUUAUCACUCUAGAUUGUUUUGGUGUGAGUUGCAGAGGGCUGAAGAUAUUAGCCGUCUGCCUUCUCUCCAAGAUAAUGGAACCUGUGGUGUAGUGGUAGCAUUUUCCUGUAAGAACUGUCAACCGUUUGACCGUGCAGAAGGAAGAGUGCAUCGACUGCUUGCUCAUGUAGCACCACUGAGUUAGCUGAUGGUGCAGCUCAGCCGAGGAGGACACCAUUAAUGUUUACAUCUCAAGCUGUCAUGAGCACAAGCCUCUUUUCCGAGAGGAGAUGCACCCUUCCUUCUGUGCUGUGAUGUUUGGCAGGUGUAGUUCCGUAGGAAGGAAGUAGUUCCUACAUGAAACUGCUCACAACAAGGUCUGUGGAUUUUCUUCAGUAACUGGGUUAUAGUUUCUGGAAAGAGACAUUGCUGUUGAGUUUUUCAAAUCUAUUUUUUGGUGCUUUGAGCACCACAAGCUGAGUGCCAUCUAGUUCCAUUAUAUUGGAGAGAAGGCAGACAUCUCUACAGCCGAUAUCUCCAACACUCAACAGCUCACACCAAAACAAACUAGAUUGAUAAAUAGCAUUACAGGUAAGAGGGAAUAUAUGCAUUUUAGAUUUUGGGGUGAACUACCCCUUUAACAAGUGUUUAAUUAAUUAAGUGGUAGAUUUGCUUUUUAGUCCAUCAUUAAAUGUUGACUGUUAGUUGUAGAAUUAUGUCUUAUGGCUUUCAGAAAAUUAAAAAAAACAAAACCACAA
Messenger RNA from Epinephelus fuscoguttatus (brown-marbled grouper), 2040 nucleotides. It is a transcript of the gene lg6h9orf78, whose product is annotated as linkage group 6 C9orf78 homolog. The record is from RefSeq and is a predicted model, not a curated record. The transcript is spliced from 9 exons. Gene Ontology annotation, cellular component: spliceosomal complex. Gene Ontology annotation, biological process: mRNA splicing, via spliceosome. NCBI's taxonomy places the organism in Eukaryota, Metazoa, Chordata, Actinopteri, Perciformes, Serranidae. Bases 88 to 963 code for a protein of 291 amino acids.